UUGGCCUCGAACUCAGAGAUCCUCCUGCCUCUCUGCUCCCUGGGUUCUAGGAUUAAAAGCAUGUGCCCCCACUGUCCAGCUGAUACUGUGAUGUUGGCUUUUAAUAGGAAAACUAUGUGAUGCUGGGGUGUGGCCCUAGCCAGGCACGCUUGGGUUCAUAUCCCAGCUCUGCUAGUUAUGGGACCGGAAGCCAUCACCUCCGUGACCCUGGCUUUCUCAUCUGCAAGAGAGAGAACAACAGGGAUGCUCUGAGGAUACAAACAGCUCCUAGACUAAUGCUUUUAGAAUAGAAUCCAGCAAACUAGCAUACUAUUUUAUUUGUAUGGUCCAGAGCAAAAGGAUAUUACAGCUGGUAACAAUAGUGAUUAUCAUGUGCCCAGUGCACAGUGAUCCAUCACAAAUGUUAGCUUUUAUCACCAUCAAAAAUAUCCACAGAAUGAUAGCACACACCUGUGGCACUGAGGAGGCUGGGGUAGGAGGAUUGCCACAAGUUUGAGACCACCCCGGACUACACAGUAAGUCCAGGCCAAUUCAGGCUACAUCAUGAGACCUUGUGUCAAAAACCCAAGACAACAACCAAAGCCUGACCACAGAGAAAUUGUCUUUCUUAUUUUUCUCGUCCUCCUUCUUCAUUUCUGAUUUUUUUCCAUUUAUUUAUUUACUUAAUGUAUGUGACUACACGUCGCUGUCUUCAGACACACCAAAAGAGGGCAUCAGAUCCCAUUACAGAUGGUUGUGAGCCACCAUGUGGUUGCUGGGAAUUGAACUCAGGACCUCUGGAAGAGCAAUCAGUGCUCUUUACCACUGAGCCACCUCUCCAGCCCUUCAUCUUUGAUUUUUUUUUUUUUCGGAGCUGGGGACCGAACCCAGGGCCUUGCGGUUGCUAGGCAAGCACUCUACCACUGAGCCAAAUCCCCAACCCCUCAUCUUUGAUUUUUAAAACAGAGUUUCUCUGUGUAGCUGAAGCACACAUCUACCAACUCUGCUCUGCCUGCCAGGUGCUGGGAUUAAAGGUGUGUGCUGUCAUGCCUGGCAUUACAGAGAACAGAGUUUGUAAUUCCUUUGUCCCCAUGACAACCCUGUAGUGACCAGAUUUUUGUUGUUAGUUGUUGGUGGUGGUGUUUUGUGUUUGUUUUUGGAGACAGGGUUUCUCAGUGUAACCUGCCCUGGCUGUCCUGGAUUUGCUCUGUAGAUCAGACUGACCUUGAGCUCACAGAGACCAUCUGCCUCUGCCUCUAGAAUGCUGGGACUAAAGGUGUGUUCCACCAUACCCGGCUUGUUUUUGUUAUUUUGGAGAGAAGGUCUCUUGUGUAAUCUAGCCUAGCCUCAAACUCCCUCUAUAGAUAAGAAUAUCCUUGAAUUUUGGAUCCUUCUGCCUCUAUGUUCCAAGUGCUGGGCUCACAUUUGUGCACCAGCUGGCCCAGUUCAUAUAAGGAAUGAACGAACUCAUUGAGCUCGGGGCUUUCUGCAUGCUAGAGAAGCACUCUAUCAACCGAGAGACAUGCCCCGGCCUUUCUGAUGUUUCCUUAAGCAAACAUAAGCAAACGGGAACAGAUAAGCCCAUAUUUUUGUUCCAGUAUAACUCAUCCUGCUGUGUGCCCUUCAGUAGCUCACACGGCCUCUAGGCUGCUCCGUGCAAGACCGCAGAAUGCCAGACUCCAGGCGUCUAUCUGACAGUCACACAGGGGUUCUGCCAUGUGGUCUCCACCAGCCGUAUCAUGGUGCUGUGAGCUGGCCCUGGCCUCGCCUGGGACAGUGCACCUGUAGGAUGGACUGACCCACCAAAGAGCUGAUGCAAGUGCUAUGCAGUUCUUCCCACCCAGAAAAUGUCCAGAACAGCAUUGCCAAACAUGGCAGGCCAGCGCCGCGGUUCCCCUGUGACCACUCUGCUUGCUAAACAUUUUAUUUUUGAGGCAACUGGCCCCUGGGAUGUGGGGGCUGAGGUUCUGGCUGUACCUUUCCUUCCUUCUUGGCUUUUCCCUACCCACUCCAUCUAUGCUCCUAAAGAUGUGAGUCAGCCUCCUUCCCAAGCCCACUUUACCCCAUGAGCAUGGGAGGCUGUGGACCAGGAAAGGCCUGCGUUCUGGAGACCCGCACAUCCCAACUGCUGGACAAACCUUUCCUUGCCCAGCUGUCAGGCCUGGCCCUGUUUGCGGAGACAGUGUGGGUGACGGCUGACCAGUACCGUGUGUACCCACUGAUGGGCGUCUCAGGCAAGGACGACGUCUUCGCCGGUGCCUGGAUCGCCAUCUUCUGCGGCUUCUCCUUCUUCGUGGUGGCCAGCUUUGGUGUAGGAGCUGCGCUCUGUCGUCGUCGGUACAUGAUCCUCACGUAUCUGCUGCUGAUGCUUAUAGUCUACAUCUUCGAGUGUGCCUCCUGCAUCACAUCCUACACCCACCGCGACUACAUGGUGUCCAACCCAUCCCUGAUAACCAAGCAAAUGUUGACCUUCUACAGUGCGGACACCGACCAGGGCCAAGAGCUAACCCGCCUCUGGGACCGGAUCAUGAUUGAGCAAGAGUGCUGCGGCACAUCUGGCCCCAUGGACUGGGUGAAUUACACAUCAGCCUUCAGGGCAGCCACCCCGGAAGUGGUGUUCCCGUGGCCCCCACUGUGCUGUCGCCGGACUGGGAACUUUAUUCCCAUCAAUGAAGAUGGCUGCCGAGUAGGCCACAUGGACUACCUGUUUACCAAGGGUUGCUUCGAACACAUCAGCCAUGCCAUUGACAGCUACACGUGGGGCAUAUCGUGGUUUGGCUUUGCAAUCUUGAUGUGGACUGUGAGAGAUGGGGCACCUGUGGGCUGUGGGGGAGAGAGCUGUGGGUGUCCUGGGGGUGUGGGUGUGGAUUUGGGGGAAGAUGGGGGUUUUGGCCUAGAGUGCCCAAUCUAAUCAUUUGCCCUCCCAGCUCCCUGUGAUGAUGAUAGCCAUGUAUUUCUACACCAUUCUCUGAGGAGGAAGGGGGACCACAGAUGCACGCAGCUCUGCCCAAAGCUCCUGCUUCUCUGCGGCCCUUGGACACCAUCAACCUCCUCCCCAGACCACCUCCGUGUACCUCGGCUACAACCCACCCCAUCCACCUCCCUCCAUUUUCCCUCCUUGCGAUCCAAACAUCCCUUUCUAGAUGUAGGAGCUGCCCUGGACCCUCGCUGUGCCCGUGGCCCUGGAUUUGUGUGCCUGGACCCUCUCGACCCUGUGUCACUUGGCUGAUCUGCUGACAACAGCAUAGCCUGUCCUCAGAAGCCCUUCGCUGCUCCUCACAACCCAGCAUGCACCUCUCUGUGGCUUCCAGAACUUCUUGCAGGCGUAGCCACUGUUACUCAGUAGUUUGUGUAAGCUCUUAUAGAUGCUGCCUGUUGUAAGAAGAGGGUGACACACUCUGCUGUGGGGGGUCCCCAUCGGCACCCUCACAGGCCUCUGAGCAAGCGCUGGAUUUCCAAUAAAUACUGGCUGGGUGAGCA
Molecule: messenger RNA, 3459 nt
Organism: Rattus norvegicus (Norway rat)
Lineage: Eukaryota; Metazoa; Chordata; Mammalia; Rodentia; Muridae
Source: RefSeq, a predicted model, not a curated record